This is a messenger RNA of Saimiri boliviensis boliviensis (Bolivian squirrel monkey), 2139 nucleotides long. RefSeq lists its product as uncharacterized. Gene Ontology annotation, cellular component: nucleus. Gene Ontology annotation, molecular function: DNA-binding transcription factor activity, RNA polymerase II-specific. NCBI's taxonomy places the organism in Eukaryota, Metazoa, Chordata, Mammalia, Primates, Cebidae. Gene Ontology annotation, biological process: regulation of transcription by RNA polymerase II. The record is from RefSeq and is a predicted model, not a curated record.
CGUAGCUGGAGCAAAGAGGGCGGCUUUCGGGUUUGGCGGGCGUUUUUCUCCUGCUGCCGUGAAAGCUCCACGUCUCAUCUUCGCUGCUGUGUCCUCGCUUCCUAGAGGCCUAUCCUCUGUGGCCCUGUGAUCUUCAGUCGUUGGGAGAUCCACAGCUAAAAGGCAGGAACCCCCUGGAAGCUUAGAGAUGGAACCAUUGGAGUUUAGGGAUGUGGCCGUAGAAUUCUCUCUGGAGGAGUGGCGUUGCCUGGACACUGCACAGCGGAAUCUGUAUAGGGAUGUGAUGUUGGAGAACUACAGAAACCUGGUCUUCCUUGUUACGUGUUCUCAUUUUGCCCAAGAUCUUUGGUCAGAGCAGGGGAUUAAAGAUUCUUUCCAAAAAAUGAUACUGAGAAGAUAUAUAAAAUCUGAACAUGACAAUUUACAGUUAAAUAACGGCUGUCAAUGUGUGGAUGAGUGUCAUAUGCAGAAAGCAGUUUAUAAUGGACUCAACCAAAGUUUGACAAGUACCCAGAGAACAAUAUUUCAAUGUGAUAAAUAUGUGAAAAUCUUUUAUAAGUUUUCAAAUGCCAAAAGACACAAGAUAAGACAUAUUGGGAAAAAAUUCUUCAUAUAUAUACAAUGUGGCAAAGCUAUUAACCAGUCCUUAACCAUUACUACACAUAAGAAAAUUCAUACUGAGGAGAAACCGUACGAAUGUGAAGAAUGUGGCAAAGCCUCCAACUGGUCUUCACACCUUACUAGACGUAAGAAAAUUCAUACUGGAGAGAAAUCCUACAGAUGUGAAGAAUGUGGGAAAGCCUUUACAAGUUCCUCUAACCUUGCUAAACAUAAGAAAAUUCAUACUGGAGAGAAACCCUACAGAUGUGAAGAUUGUGGAAAAGCUUUUACCCGAUCUGCAACCCUUACUACACAUAAGAAAAUUCAUACAGGAGAGAAACCCUACAGAUGUGAAGAUUGUGGAAAAGCCUUUACAAGUUCCGCUAACCUUAUUGCACAUAAGAAAAUUCAUACUGGAGAGAAACCCUACAGAUGUGAAGAAUGCGGCAAAGCUUUUACCCAGUCUUAUACCCUUACUACACAUAAGAAAAUUCAUACUGGAGAGAAACCCUACAGAUGUGAAGAAUGUGGGAAAGCCUUUACAAGUUCCUCUAACCUUGCUAAACAUAAGAAAAUUCAUACUGGAGAGAAACCCUACAGAUGUGAAGAUUGUGGAAAAGCUUUUACCCGAUCUGAAACCCUUACUACACAUAAGAAAAUUCAUACAGGAGAGAAACCCUACAGAUGUGAAGAUUGUGGAAAAGCCUUUACAAGUUCCUCUAACCUUAUUGCACAUAAGAAAAUUCAUACUGAAGAGAAACCCUACAGUUGUGAAGAUUGUGGAAAAGCUUUCAAGCAGGCCGCACACAUCAGUGCACAUAAGAAAAUUCAUACUGGAGAGAAACCCUACAGAUGUGAAGAAUGCGGCAAAGCUUUUACCCAAUCUUAUACCCUUACUACACAUAAGAAAAUUCAUACUGGCGAGAAACCCUACAGAUGUGAAGAAUGUGGGAAAGCCUUUACAAGUUCCUCUAACCUUGCUAAACAUAAGAAAAUUCAUACUGGAGAGAAACCCUACAGAUGUGAAGAUUGUGGAAAAGCUUUCAAGCAGUCCGGACAUGUUAUUGCACAUAGGAAAAUUCACACUGGAGAAAAGCUCUACAGAUGUGAAGUUUGUGGAAAAGCCUUUAGGCAUUCCUCUAACCUUAUUGCACAUAAGAAAAUUCAUACUGGGGAAAAACCAUACAGAUGUGAAGAAUGUGGAAAAGCCUUUACAAGUUCCUCUAACCUUGCUAACCAUAAGAAAAUUCAUACUGGAGAGAAACCCUACAGAUGUGAAGAUUGUGGAAAAGCUUUUACCCGAUCUGAAACCCUUACUACACAUAAGAAAAUUCAUACAGGAGAGAAACCCUACAGAUGUAAAGAAUGUGGAAAAGCCUUUAUUAAUUCCUCUGACCUUACUAGACAUAAGAAAAUUCAUACGGGAGAGAAACCCUACAGAUGUGAAGAAUGUGGGAAAGCCUUUAUUAAUUCCUCUGACCUUACUAGACAUAAGAAAAUUCAGGCUGGGCGCGGUGGCUCAAGCCUGUAAUCCCAGCA